AACACCAUCUCCGGGGACUUUGUCUACCUUUUCCAGUCAUGGCUACAUCCAGAUGCCGUCCAGAAGAGUUUUCAUGCCCCGUGUGUUUGGAAAUAUUGUGUGACCCUGGUACACUUCCCUGCGGUCAUACCUACUGCCUUCAAUGCAUCCAGAAGCACUGGGAUAAAGCUGCAGCGAAGGGCAUCUACUCAUGUCCUCAGUGCAGGCAGGUCUUCAACCCCAGACCCACUCUGGGCAGGAAUAAUAUGCUGAUGGAGGCCAUGAAGAAACUGAGGGUGCAGGAGCAAGAUGACCCCCCGUCACCUGUGCAUUCCUCUCUCACCUCAUCUGCUGCUGUGUUUGUAGAUUCUUCCUCUCAACCAGCACCCCUUGAUGGAGCUGAAGGAGCUGUUGAGGGUGUUUCAGUUCAGGGGGGAUUAUAUCCUCAGCUCCCUUUCACCUCCCCCAAGAUGUGUCCACUACACCAACAGGUCCUUGAGUUGUACUGCUGCGAUGAUAAGGAGAGCGUGUGUGAUGAAUGUAGUCUCCUGGGACAUAAAGGCCAUCGGGUGGUCCGUCCAGAUGAGGAAAAGGAAGAGAAACAGCAAGAGCUGGAGCAAAAGAAGGAAAUGAUACAAAAAAGCAUUCAAGCCAGAGAGAAGGUUAUUCAGACUCUACCACAGGUUUUGCAAGCUCAUAAGAAUGCCAUUCAGGGGCUGCAGAGGUACAGUCUGGAGACGUUUGCUGAUGUAGUGAAGAAUGUGGAGCUAAUGAGCUCCCAGGUCAUGCAACUCCUUCAAACCUAUGAGGCUUCCUCUUACAAUCAUAUAGAGGCCGACCGCUACAGACUGCAGCAGGAGAUCAGCCAGCUAUGCAAACAACAAGAGGAACUGAACAGAUUAGCUAACACUCAGGACUCCAUUCAGUUCCUAAAUGCUCUUGUCAUGCCGGGCGCUGUGGGCCAGGUUGAAAAUGCUCAGCUGGAGAUUUCCCACCCAGAGUUAGUGGAAGCUGGGAUCAGAUCAGCUCUGGGGACUUUCAGAGAGGGACUGAAUGACCUUUGCAAAGGAAGCCUGGCUAGUAUCUUCAGAGCUGUGAAUGAUGCGGCAGCAAGGGCGCCACCAACUAAUGCUCAAGCAUCAGAGACAGGCCCUGUGCCUAAUGAUUUGCAAGUUGCUUCACAAAAGACAGCUCCUGAGAUGACGGUUUCAUCUAGCAACAGUAAACCUGAAGACAAAACAAGCCAUUCAGCAGCACAUCAGCAUCCACCAGCUGCAACUGCACAACCAGCUCCUGAGAUGACAGUUUCAUCCAGCAACAGUAAACCUGAAAACAAAACACGCAGUUCAGCAACACAUCAGCAUCCACCAGCUGCAACUGCACAACCAGCGAAGGAAGCGGCUGCCUUCAAUACAGAAAACCCGGCGCCUAAAACCAGAGAUGAAAUGAUUAAAUUCCGCUUUGAGCCCACGCUGGAUCCCAACAGUGCUUAUCGUCACAUCCGUUUGUCUGAGGGAGAUCACAAGGCCACACUCCGUGCAGAGAACCAGAACUACCCGGAGCACGCUGACCGCUUCCUCUACUGGAGACAGGUCAUGUGUCGGGAACCUUUGGCUGGAAGCCCUUACUACUGGGAAGUGGAAUGGACAGGACAGAAGGUGACUAUUGGUGUGGCUUAUAAAGACAUGGCGCGCUCUGCAGCAGAUGACAGCUCCAGAUUAGGCCACAAUGAGCACUCCUGGAGUCUGUACUGGUCAGGCACUGCCUUCUCUCUGUGGCAUGCAGGGAAGGAAACCACACUAGCUGCUCCUAAAGCCCGGCACAUUGGAGUCUAUCUGGACCAGCAGGCAGGCCUUCUAGCCUUCUACAGAGUCUCUCAUAACCAGGCUCACCAGAUCUGCUGUGUAGAAACAGAAUUUAGUGCACCUCUCUACCCCGGCUUCCGCUUCUGGUCCGGAGUGGGUUCCACAAUCACCCUUUGCCAUCUGGACUAAUAAAUGCUGGAGGUUGAUGAAAAUGAGCUGAAUAUGUAAAUGUGGAUUUUCUUUUGUCUGUCACUGCAUACUGACGACAUCUUUGAUUUUGUGGAUUUUGUUUAAUGCAAAAAUAUUGUCUGAUUCACUCCACUUUUCUGUUUUU
Colossoma macropomum (tambaqui) is the source of this 2118-nucleotide messenger RNA. RefSeq names its product finTRIM family, member 86 (gene ftr86). Gene Ontology annotation, molecular function: protein binding; zinc ion binding. The transcript is spliced from 10 exons. Bases 39 to 1973 code for a protein of 644 amino acids. NCBI's taxonomy places the organism in Eukaryota, Metazoa, Chordata, Actinopteri, Characiformes, Serrasalmidae. The record is from RefSeq and is a predicted model, not a curated record.